AUGGAUGAUGAGUUCAAUGUAACAUAUAUAACUUUUGGUGGGCAUGUCGAAGUGGACAAGUACAGAUAUGUGUAUUUUGUGAUUAUGUUCAUAGUAUAUAUUCUAAUAAUAUGCAGUAAUUCCACUAUUGUGUACCUUAUCUGGGUUCACAAAAACCUUCAUGAGCCUAUGUACAUUUUCAUUGCAGCUUUGUUACUGAACUCUGUCCUUUUCAGCACUGCUGUCUACCCAAAGCUUUUGAUUGACUUUUUAUCUGAAAAACAGAUCAUAUCAUAUUCUGCGUGUCUCUUUCAGUUUCAUGUAUUCUACUCUCUAGGUGGUUCAGAGUUCUUACUGCUGGCAGUCAUGGCUUAUGACAGAUAUGUUUCAAUAUGUAAACCUCUGAAAUAUCCAACUAUCAUGACCAAAACAACUGUCAGUAUUUUCCUGGUUUUAGCUUGGGUUCUGCCUGCUUGCCAGAUGGCAGUGCCAGCUGGUUUGAGUGCUAAUGAAAAACUUUGUAACUUUAUUUUAAAAGGAGUUUUUUGUAACAACACAGUUUAUAAACUUCAAUGUGUGAUCUCAAAAGCACGUUUUGUACGAGAUAUGAUUAUACUGGUUAAUGUUGCACUUGUCCCUGUGCUUUUCAUACUUUUUACAUACACUAGGAUAUUCCUAAUAACUUAUCAGAAUGGUAGAGAAGUCAGAAAAAAGGCUGCACAGACUUGUUUACCGCACUUGAUCGUUUUGGUAAACCUUUCCUGUUUGUGUGUUUAUGAUGUCAUUAUAGUUGGACUGGAACCUGUUUUUCCAGAAAUUGUUCAUCUAAUAAUGACUUUACAAAUUGUUUUGUAUCACCCUCUAUUUAAUCCAAUCAUGUACGGAGUAAAGAUGAAAGAAAUUUCCAAACACCUUAAGAGGUUGUUCUGUCAAGCCAAAAUGAAGUAA
Molecule: messenger RNA, 927 nt
Organism: Epinephelus fuscoguttatus (brown-marbled grouper)
Lineage: Eukaryota; Metazoa; Chordata; Actinopteri; Perciformes; Serranidae
Product: olfactory receptor 6N2-like
Exons: 1
Coding region: 1-927 (308 amino acids)
Biological process (GO): G protein-coupled receptor signaling pathway
Cellular component (GO): membrane
Molecular function (GO): olfactory receptor activity; G protein-coupled receptor activity
Source: RefSeq, a predicted model, not a curated record